AUGCGAGCUCGAACCGUGUCGGCCGCCGGGCUGAUCGUCACGCGCACGACUUCAACCCCGACGACCGUGUGCUCACAAUGCCUCCGCGAUGACCUCCUCCUGUCUCCAUUCCCCAUCCAAUCCCGCAAAUAUCACCCAACAAGACGGCGGGAUGCAUCGCCAUUCGGCGCCGCCGUGUCAGCCGCCCAGACCAUUUUCAAGGGCCUGCCCAAGGCGCCUGCGGGCAUCUCGGUCGACCCUCUGCGAAUUGUCGGCAAAGAGUUGAAAUUUAUGAGCAAAAACAUUCGCCAAUUGCUGGGCUCGGGCCACCCGGCCCUGGACAAGGUCGCUAAAUAUUAUACCCACAGCGAAGGCAAGCAUAUGCGGCCAUUGCUGGUUCUCCUCAUGUCCCAGGCGACAGCAAUGGACCCUCGCAAACUCCCGGCUGACCAGGCCAAUCCCAACCCCGUCGAUAACCCCCCUCACCACCAGUACAACAUUGCCGGUGACGAUAAUAUUCUCCCCUCGCAGCGCCGACUGGCUGAGAUCACAGAACUCAUUCACACCGCUUCCCUCCUCCAUGACGAUGUCAUCGAUAACGCCGUCACCCGCCGCGCCAACAGCUCCGCCAACACGGCCUUUGGAAACAAGAUGGCCGUUCUGGCAGGCGACUUCCUCCUCGGCCGUGCAUCUGUGGCCCUGGCUCGACUGCGCGACCCGGAGGUCACUGAGUUGAUGGCGACGGUCAUUGCCAACCUGGUCGAAGGCGAGUUCAUGCAGCUGAAGAACACGGCCCAAGACGAGUCCAGACCCGUCUACACCGACGAAACCCUCAACUACUACCUCCAGAAGACCUACCUAAAGACCGCCAGUCUGAUCAGCAAGUCUUGCCGCUCUUCAGCCGUGUUGGGUCGGUGCGCCCCCGAGGUUGUCGAGGCUGCCUACGCCUACGGCCGCAAUCUGGGACUCGCGUUCCAGCUGGUGGAUGAUAUGCUGGAUUACACUGUCACCGAGGCGGAGAUGGGCAAGCCUGUUGGUGCUGAUCUGGAGCUUGGUCUGGCAACCGCUCCCCUCCUCUUUGCAUGGAAGAGCAACCCCGAGCUGGGUCCUCUGGUUGGACGCAAGUUCCGCGAGGAGGGUGACGUGCAGAAGGCGCGUGAGCUUGUCUACCAAAGCAACGGCGUGGAGCAGACUCGCCUCCUGGCCCAGGAGUAUGCCGACAAGGCCAUUGCUGCCAUUAGCGAUUUCCCUGAUGGAGAGGCCAAGUCCGGUCUGAUUGAUAUGUGCGCGAAGACUAUGAACCGGCGUAAGUAG
Penicillium manginii is the source of this 1293-nucleotide messenger RNA. Its product is annotated as trans-hexaprenyltranstransferase. The record is from RefSeq and is a predicted model, not a curated record. Bases 1 to 1293 code for a protein of 430 amino acids. Gene Ontology annotation, molecular function: prenyltransferase activity. Lineage: Eukaryota; Fungi; Ascomycota; Eurotiomycetes; Eurotiales; Aspergillaceae. Gene Ontology annotation, biological process: isoprenoid biosynthetic process; ubiquinone biosynthetic process. The transcript is spliced from 3 exons. Gene Ontology annotation, cellular component: transferase complex.